Molecule: messenger RNA, 1173 nt
Organism: Penicillium brasilianum
Lineage: Eukaryota; Fungi; Ascomycota; Eurotiomycetes; Eurotiales; Aspergillaceae
Source: the annotation of a GenBank genome assembly
AUGGCGGAGAGGCUGGCUAAAAGCAACAGACCCAACAAGACCGUAAACAAUGUCUACGAACAGUGGUCCGAAGGCGGCUGGGGUUGUAUUCUGACCGGCAAUAUUCAAGUGGAUAUUAACCACCUAGGCGACCAUUUUGACGUUGCGCAUGCCGAGCAUACCAGAGAUAAAGCACUGGUCACGGAAUGGAAAAGUUACGCUGCCGCCUGUCAGAAGCACGGCACGCCGGCCAUUGCGCAGAUAUCACACCCUGGCCGACAGUCGAUGCGUGGGGCAGGUCAGCGUGGCAUGUUUGCAUCGACAAUCGCACCGAGUGUAGUACCUAUGAAUGUAGGUACCAGUUUAAUGGACCGGAUCACUUCUCGUGUGAUUUGGCCCAAUCCCCGAGAAAUGACGCGGGCAGACAUCGACCAGGUCAUCGAGCGCUUUGUCAACACGGCGCGGCUGAUGUCCGAUUCAGGAUUUUCAGGAGUGGAACUCCACGGUGCACAUGGAUACCUAAUUGAUCAAUUUCUGGGGCGCAAGACGAAUCUCCGCACCGAUGAAUACGGUGGUACCCCCAAGAAGCGCGCGCGUUUAGUGCUCGACAUCCUCACGAGGAUCCGCAACGUGGUGCCCCAAACCUUCUGCGUCGGUAUCAAACUCAAUUCUGUUGAUCACAGCACCGCCGAUUUCGAAGAAACCAUGGUCCAGAUCAAGCUCCUCGUCGACGCCGGCCUAGACUUCAUGGAGAUAAGCGGUGGCUCCUAUGAAGACCCCCGCAUGGUAGGCUACCCGGUCUCCACCAAGGCACCAAAAUCCGACCGCACCGUGGCGCGAGAAGCCUUCUUCUUUGAGUUCGCGAAGGCUGUGCGGGCACAACACCCGAGCCUGGUGUUAAUGCUGACGGGAGGGUUCCGGACCCGUAGUGGUAUGGAGGCUGCGAUCCGAGAUAACGCGUGUGAUCUGGUUGGAAUCGGCAGGCCAGCGACCGUUGAUCCGAAGUUCCCGUUGUUACUACUCGAUGAAAAUAUCCCGAAUGAAAGGGCAGCGCUUCCACUGAAAUUGGUGCCGUUGCCGUUUUAUGCGACUAUCUUGCCGCGGAAUUUAGUUGGUGCGGGUGCGGAGACGACUUAUUACGCGAGUCAAAUUGGGCGUCUCGCAGAAGGUUUGGCAACGUCGGCUCCUCUGUAG